Molecule: messenger RNA, 1056 nt
Organism: Kwoniella botswanensis
Lineage: Eukaryota; Fungi; Basidiomycota; Tremellomycetes; Tremellales; Cryptococcaceae
Exons: 1
Coding region: 1-1056 (351 amino acids)
Source: RefSeq, a predicted model, not a curated record
AUGUCAGUCGAGGAACACAUCCAAUCGUCCCUCUCACUCAAUUCGCAACUUCUCUCCAUCCUCUCGUCCACCGACCAUUCCAUCCCAGAUCUCAAACAACAACAACUCUACCUAUCUGACCUUACUUCUCAACUAUCUUCCAUCGACGCCAAACUCAAGGAAUUAGACAGAGUAAGGGAAAAAGAGAAGAAGGAACAUAUCUCAUACCGUGACUCGGUCUUCAAGAGAUUCGCAUACAAGUCAACAGGUAGGAAAGAGAAAUUUGAGAAGAAAGCCGAGAAAGAGGAAAAGGAUUAUUUCGAUAAUUUACGUUCUACUCAACUUGCUCAAGAUUCACGUAAACAGCUCAUCCAACUUAUCGAACAAGCUAAAUCUACCGAAGACCAACUCAAACAGUCGGUUGAUAAACAUCAAAAUGCACAGAGGGAGCUGGAUCAAUUGUACGAUUCGAUCUUUUCAGGAUCGACACCUAGAUAUCCACAGGAAGAUGAUCUAGAACAACGAUCCAACAAUGCUUUGUCGGCAUAUCACUCUCUUCGACAAUCUCUCGAAGCAGAACUACAAGUUAAGAACUUGUUGGAGCAGGCUAGUAGAGCUAUGAGAGCCUGUUUAGAUCAUAUGCGUGGUGCGGAGGGAUAUUCAACAUGGGAUAUGUGGGGAGGAGGUACAAUGUCAGAUAUGAUGGAAAGAAAUGAACUUUCAUCGGCGGAUCGUCAAUGGUCAACAGUCCAACUUUUAACUCAACAGGCUAAAAACCUAUCACAAUCGGUGAGGGAUUUACCCCAAGUUAGGGUAGCAAUGGGGAAUAUAAUGUCGGAUGUCUUUUUCGAUAACAUAUUUACGGAUAUGGCUUUUCACGAUAAGAUCAAGAAUAGUAUAUACGAGUUGAAUGUCGCUGCUGACGUCGUGGAGAGGAAUAGGCAAGAGAAUGAAAUUAGAUUGAAUGAGAUGGGAGGGGAAUUGAAAGGGAGGGAAGAGAGGUUAGAGAGGAGUAGAAGGGAUUUACAGGAUUUGAGAAGUGAGAUAUUCAGACAGAUAGGAGAAGGGCAGAAGUGA